Molecule: messenger RNA, 618 nt
Organism: Gavia stellata (red-throated loon)
Lineage: Eukaryota; Metazoa; Chordata; Aves; Gaviiformes; Gaviidae
Gene: PRR29
Product: proline rich 29
Exons: 6
Coding region: 1-618 (205 amino acids)
Source: RefSeq, a predicted model, not a curated record
AUGGAGGUGGGGGCAGCGGGGGACCCCCAUGGGGGCUGGGGGGACACCCCAGCAGGGACAUAUGUCAUCCCGCACGGGCUCCAACCUCAGCGAUCUCCCCAUGGGGCCGUGCCGGUGCCCCAGCAGCCAGUGAUGAUCCUCCAGCAGCUUCCCGGGACCGUGGCUGCCCUGGCCCCCCCCGCCGGACCCCUACACAUCCGGGGAGCCCCUUACUCUCUGGCAGAUUUAAUCGAGUUGAUGAUGAUUCAAAACUCCCAAAUGCACCAGGUGGUGAUGAACAGCCUGGCUGUGUCGGCACUGACAUCCUUUGGGUUCGGACCAUCCCCAGCUGCUGCCCAGGCGAUGGUGGUGCCUUUGCAGACCGAAGACGAAGAGGAGGCUGUGGUUUUUCACCAUCACUACCUCCCCUACCCCAGUUCUGCUCCUAUCCUGGCAUGGCCGGUCCUGGCACGGGAUCGGGGACCGGCGGCUGUGCGGUAUCUGGGCACAGGCUUAUUAGCCGAGGAUGGGGAGGUCAGUGCGGUGCCACCCCCUCCACCCCCCAGCGCCACGGGGACUGUGGGAGCCGACAUCCCACCAGCAUCAGAGUACUACAACGUGGUGGAGGAGAGGCUGUGA